This is a messenger RNA of Megalops cyprinoides (Indo-Pacific tarpon), 1501 nucleotides long. Its product is annotated as Y-box-binding protein 1-like. The coding region runs from base 167 to 1117 and encodes 316 amino acids. The transcript has 8 exons. Gene Ontology annotation, molecular function: nucleic acid binding. Gene Ontology annotation, biological process: regulation of gene expression. Gene Ontology annotation, cellular component: nucleus. Lineage: Eukaryota; Metazoa; Chordata; Actinopteri; Elopiformes; Megalopidae. The record is from RefSeq and is a predicted model, not a curated record.
UCGGAGCUCAUCCCUCCCAGUUCGAUCGGCAACGGGAGCGGAGAAAAGAAAGCAGAGACCCCGAAGGCAGCAGCCCCUACCACCGCCGGCCCAGGUUACCAUCUAGCACCGGGAAAACACACUAGAGAGUCGCCGCCGGCACAAGUUCAGGUCACCAGAAACCACCAUGAGCAGCGAGGCCGAGACACAGCAGCAGCCGUCACAGCCAGCCGACGCGGAGAGGCCGUCUAGCCCGGCGACAGCAACUACUGCGGGGGAUAAGAAGGUCAUCGCCACAAAGGUCCUGGGUACUGUGAAGUGGUUCAAUGUGAGGAACGGCUAUGGUUUCAUCAACAGGAAUGACACAAAAGAGGAUGUCUUUGUCCACCAGACAGCGAUUAAGAAGAAUAAUCCCCGGAAGUACCUCCGCAGCGUGGGAGAUGGAGAGACUGUGGAGUUCGAUGUUGUCGAAGGAGAAAAGGGAGCAGAGGCAGCUAACGUGACCGGGCCCGGUGGCGUCCCCGUCCAGGGCAGCAAGUAUGCAGCGGACAGAAACCGCUACCGCAGAUAUCCACGCCGCCGCGGCCCCCCCCGCGGAGACUACCAGCAGGGCUACCAGAGCGACGGCGAGGCAGAGGGGCAGGAGAAGCGUGAGGGGGGGGACAGCGCCCCCGAGGGGGACGGCCAGACGCAGCAGCGCCGGGCCUCCUUCCCCCCGCGCCGCCGGUACCCCCCGUACUUCGUCCGCAGGCGCUACGGCCGACGCCCGCCCUACACCAACGCAUCCAGGGGGGAGAUGACCGAGGGUGUGGACGGGGACGAGAACCGGGGCGGUCCGGACCAGGGGAACAAGCCCAUGAGGCAGAACUACUACCGGGGCUUCCGGCCAAGGUUCAGGGCCAGGGGUGCCCCUCGUCCCCGACCCCCCCGCGACGGCAUGGGUGAGGAAGACAAGGAGAACCUGGCCGACGGCAACAAGAACCAGGACCCCGAACAGCGCCGGUACCGCCGCCACUUCAACUACCGCCGCAGACGCCCACAGGCCGGCAAACCCGCCGAGGGCAAAGACGGCAAGCCGGCCGAGGCGGCCGCUGACAAGCCCAGCGCUCCUGAGGCCGGACAUGGGGGGGCUGAGUAAGAACGCAGUACCACCAACAGCACCAUCUACCACCCACCGGUUUUGUCAACAUAAAGAACCAUCGUAAAGAUCUGAGCAAUAAGGAAGGGGUUUGACCGGACCCUGACGGCUCGCAACACGCGUUUGACCAGAAGACCGCCUGCCUGCACUGACUAUGCAGCCCCAUUCUUUUCAGUGCUUUCACUUGACCGCUAAAAAACAACGAAACAUGGUUUUAUUGGGGAAAACAGCAGAGGUUUUUUUGUAAAUUGGUCUUGUUUUUACACCAAAUGGUUUUUAAAAGUUAUUUGAUAUCUGGUCAAUUUGACAUUUUUAAAAAAAAGUUUUUAUGUAUACAACAUGAAUUUUAACAGAAGGCAAGCGCUAAUAAAAAGUCAAAUGCAA